Leucoraja erinaceus (little skate) is the source of this 2240-nucleotide messenger RNA. It is a transcript of the gene kcnj15, whose product is annotated as potassium inwardly rectifying channel subfamily J member 15. The transcript has 2 exons. Lineage: Eukaryota; Metazoa; Chordata; Chondrichthyes; Rajiformes; Rajidae. The coding region runs from base 730 to 1980 and encodes 416 amino acids. Gene Ontology annotation, cellular component: plasma membrane. The record is from RefSeq and is a predicted model, not a curated record. Gene Ontology annotation, biological process: potassium ion import across plasma membrane; regulation of monoatomic ion transmembrane transport. Gene Ontology annotation, molecular function: inward rectifier potassium channel activity.
AAAACGUAACAUAAACAUCCACCACAGUGGAAUCAACAUUCCUCACUGUGAUGGAAGGCAUUAAAGUUCAGUCAUCUUCCUCCUUUGUUCACCCGUGGUCGGUGCCUUGAACCCUCCACAGUUUGCCGCUACAGACGGUCCGAUGUUCAGGCCCUGAUCUGGAUGGAUUGUAUCACAUUUUAAAAGAAUCUGGGGAAGAGAUAGAAGCGGCAUUACUACACAUAAUAAAUCUUUGGAGAAAGGCCAAGUGCCAGAGGAAAAAGUAGAUAGCUCCGUUAAUACCUGUACCAACAUGUUAAGAGAGUCUGAACACAGGGGGAAAUAUAGGUCGGUCAGCAUAGUAUCAGUACUGGUAAAGUAAUGACAUGACUUGUCAUCACAGUAGACUUCAAGAAAAAGGUUGAGAGCACUAGAUAAUUAAGCUUUAGGAGCUGAUAACAUUUCAGCUGUGGCACUGAAGAUAAGACACAACCUGCUGGAAACACCCUGUGGGUCAGGCAGCAACUAUGGAAAAAGAAAGAGGCCAAAGAACUCUCAUCAGGAAACUUAAUUGCCUUGCCAUCCAAAGAUCUUUCAAGCUCUCGUGAAUAUACUCAGUGCCUGAAUUUGCACAUUUCUGUUGGGCAGAGAAUUUUAAUGAUUCAUUGUCGUGUGGCUGCAGAAACAUCUUCUCAGCUCUGUCAUGACGGCUGACACUUUAUUUUGAGUCUAUGACCAUGAUCACAUUGAAUGGCGGUGCUGGCUCGAAGGACCGAAUGGCCUAAUCCUGCACCUAUUGUCUAUUGUCUAUGGACCCAAAGUUCCACGUAUAUCCCAACGAGGAGAAACACCAUCUCUGUCAAGUCCACAAGAGCAUUAUCAUUGCUUUUCAAGAUGGAGAACUCCGAGAACAUUAGCAUGAUUUCCCACAGCAUAAGACGACGCGUCGUGUCGAAGAAUGGCCACAACAACGUGAAGAUUGACCAAGUAGACGGCUGGGCCUUCCUCUACCUCCAAGAUCUCUGGACCACCGUCAUCGACAUGAAAUGGCGCUACAAACUAACCCUCUUCACCGCCACGUUUGUGGUGACCUGGUUUCUUUUUGGGAUCCUGUGGUACGCCAUUGCGUUCGUUCACGGGGACUUGGAGUUGCUCCACCCACCGGCCAACCACACGCCGUGCGUCGUCAACAUCGAGACCUUAACGGGAGCGUUCCUGUUUUCCCUCGAGUCCCAGACGACCAUCGGCUACGGCUUCCGCUGCAUUACGGAGGAGUGCCCGUUCGCCAUCAUCCUGCUGAUCACUCAGCUGGUCAUCACCACGCUGGCGGAGAUCUUCGUCACGGGCACCUUCCUGGCCAAGAUCGCCAGGCCGAAAAAGCGCUCGGAGACCAUCAGGUUCAGCUACCACGCCGCUGUCGCCAUACGGGACAACAAGCUGUGCCUCAUGCUGCGUGUGGCCAACAUGAGGAAGAGCCUUCUCCUCCAGUGUCAGCUCGCUGGGAAAUUCCUACACAACCACAUCACAGAGGAAGGGGAGAUCAUUAAACUCAGGCAGGAACACGUGGACUUUCAAGUGGACACCGGCUCCGUGAGUCCAUUCCUCAUUUUCCCCUUGACUUUUUAUCACAGCAUUGACGAGAAAAGCCCCCUGAACAGGUAUACAUCAGCUAAUCUGAGGAAUAAGGACUUUGAGUUGGUCGUCAUCUUAAAUGCUACGGUGGAGUCCACUGGUGCCGCUUGCCAGAUCAGAACCUCUUACGUGCCCGAGGAGAUACUCUGGGGCUACGAGUUCAUGCCCCUCAUGUCACUGUCACCUGAUGGGAAAUACCUGGUGGACUUCAGUUUCUUCGAUAAGCUCAGGAAGAGCUCCAAUCCUUACUUUGCCUCCAACGUCCUUGGGUACGGGGACAUUGACAAGCUAAAGCUUGAAGAGCAGUACCGAGAGGAUGAACAAAACAACCUGAUCAGUCGAAUCCAAACAGUUCAUAGCAAUGUCUAACAAUAUCUUCAGGACCCAAUAUGACACGGACAAUUUCAAUGUCUUUUGAAAGCUUUGUAAUUGACAGACAUCUGUUUGGUACAUCAUAGACAUUCAGUAAGGACACCUACAUUGAAAGAAAUCCUUCAGUUAAAGCCAAUGUCGCAAGGGUCCCAGUGGCUUUAUGCAUCAAGAUCAAAAAUAGUAAAAAAGAAACAUUAAGGGGGAAAAUUGCUAGUGUUUUCAUUUGAUUUUCUGCUUUAUUAAAAUUUCAUGAUGUA